UUCAUUUCACAAUUUAGUUUGAAAACAAAUUAUUCAAACACCCAUACUCGAGUCCACUGUCAAAAGUGUAAGACGCACAAUUUAAAAUUAAAGGAAGAAAAUUCCAAACCAACUAUCUUUAAAAGUUUGUGAUAGGUAGCUGAUUGAGUGAGUACAAAGAAAAGGAAAAGGAACUUAACUGUGGUUUAGAAGUGCAGAAAUUGUAUUGUUAUAUUUAAGGCAGCUUCUUCAAUAAGGGAGGAAAGAAAAACACCAACUUUCAAAAUGGCCGACGAAGAUGGAGAUGGAAACGACCACACUGUAUUCAACUACAACACCAGGAAGACGAUUGCAAGCGGUUUAUUUGACGUUGCAUUGGUGAUAGCCAACGCCUCUCAGCUUAAAGCCCUGGUCAAAGCUGGCCCGGGUUACAAAUUCUACUAUCCAAACAUUGUCCUCAUCUGCAUGUCAGUUCUUCUUCAGUUCAUCGUUGCGGGGUUUCUCGUGAAGUUGGCCAGCUUGGAGGCAGAAAAGGAACCGGGUGACGGAGCGCUGCUAAUUCGAUGGAACAAAGGGAAGACGCGUCUCAACAACGCAACUAUGGUGCUUGUAGUUGGCAUUGUUUUUAUAAACGCGUUCAUUGGCUCGUUUGGCAUUGAAAUGACUGAAGAGAAAGUAUAGCGCUUUAUGCCGCCAUGGCUAUUGUGGAACAUUUCAGUGUAACGCUUUCAUGAAAACUUUGUGACUAUUAUGGAUUCUUUAAGCGAAGCGCUUAUGGACAUUUCGUGACUAAUUUUGACUUUAUAUGUUGUACGACUAGUUAUUAAAGUCCACUUUAAUAGAGUAAAACUGUUAUAUUGGUAUGCAAUUUAAACUAAUAUCAAGAAGGACAACUCAUUUUCUAACGAUUCAAAUGAUUUAUGCAAAGAUUUGUUCCCUUGCAGCUUUGUAUAUUAUAUAAUAAGCAGUGAUCUCCCCUAAGAGGCGGAGGAAAGACGGAGAUUUGCAUAGCAAAGUAGCCGCUGGUAUUUAGUAUUAUAUGCAUUCAAUAAUGGUACAUUCCGUUUGAGGUUUUUUAAAA
Molecule: messenger RNA, 1060 nt
Organism: Mya arenaria
Lineage: Eukaryota; Metazoa; Mollusca; Bivalvia; Myida; Myidae
Product: ninjurin-1-like
Exons: 3
Coding region: 265-660 (131 amino acids)
Biological process (GO): cell adhesion; tissue regeneration
Cellular component (GO): membrane
Source: RefSeq, a predicted model, not a curated record